AUGCACGCCCCUUGUGACAUUUGCAUAAUUUGGGGGCUCCUAUUUGUUUUUUGCCCAUUAUAUAUUGCCUUUCAUAUUCUGGUGAAACUCCAUGUGCAGGAUCUUUGCAUCCUGAUUCUGUCUUGGCAGAUUGGGCAUCAAAGAUCUUGCAAGGAGAAUUCACUUUCUGAAGGUUGCCAGUGGCUGAGACAGGAACUCAGAGCUAGAGAUAUGAAUCAGUACGAUAGAGAGUGCAUGAAGAUCGCCAUGUUAAAACAGGAAGAGAUCUUCAGGUAUCAGGUGCAAGAACUCCACCGUCUGUACAAAAUCCAGAAACUGUUGAUGACGAGGCACCAUGAGCUGCUUGACUACUUUGCACUCCCAGGCCCAGCAAAGAAAAACAGCACGCUCACCGUGGAGCUGGAAGAGAGUGAUUUGGAGCUGAAGCUUGCCGCCGGAAACGACAGAGCUCCGUCAAAGAAAAACAGCACGCAGUUGGCUUAUGAUUCAGGCUCGAGCUUUUCUGGCAGAAGAUCAAACGAAGAAGGAGAAGAUCAAGCAACCUCGUUGGCUCUUCCAGUCUUCCAAACAGAACAUGAUCGUUUAUUUCAGAUUGUGAUUGAUUUGUGAUGGUCCGAUCCUUGUUGGGUACGUAGUUCUAGACCGUAUUUGCAUUCUCAGUGCCCACGAAGCUGAGUUAUAUCGAAAUCUUUGGAAUUUUUAUAAAGGGAUUGCUAGCUUGAUUCA
Messenger RNA from Zingiber officinale, 726 nucleotides. RefSeq lists its product as uncharacterized. The record is from RefSeq and is a predicted model, not a curated record. NCBI's taxonomy places the organism in Eukaryota, Viridiplantae, Streptophyta, Magnoliopsida, Zingiberales, Zingiberaceae. The transcript has 3 exons. Bases 1 to 609 code for a protein of 202 amino acids.